GUCACUGCCACGAUUGGACACAUCACUGUCGUGACAGGGAAUGUCAUUGCCCUGCCCCUGUGUACCUACAGAAAACUGCUUCAUACGACAGAAGAAGGACAAUCCCACCACGGUCAACGAGCGCAUCGAUCUUGCCUGCAAGCCAGGGGUGGAUUAUGUGUACAAAGUGAAGGUGGUGGCAACGGAGGAGACGCCGUCCCACGACAACUACAUCGUGACCAUCCUCUCCGUCAUCAAGAUGGGUACGAGCAACCUGGGGACAUGGGGACAAGGUCACCUGGAGGGACCUGGGAGUGUCACCCAGGGCUGGGGACACCCCAGUGGGUUGGGGACACCCAAGGGUGCGUGGGGACACCACGAGGUUUGAUGUCACCCAAAAUGGGUUGGGGACACCAUGAGGUUUGGUGUCACCCAGGUGGGUUGGGGUCAUACAAGAAUGCUUGGGGACACCAUGAGGUUUGAUGUCACCCAGGUGGCUUGGGGACACCCAAAGGUGCUUGGGGACACCGUGAGGUUUGGUGUCACCCAGGUGGGUUGGGGUCACUCAAGGUUGCUUCGGGACUCCACGAGGUUUGGUGUCACCCAAAAUGGGUUGGGGACACCAUGAGGUUUG
Molecule: messenger RNA, 613 nt
Organism: Phasianus colchicus (ring-necked pheasant)
Lineage: Eukaryota; Metazoa; Chordata; Aves; Galliformes; Phasianidae
Source: RefSeq, a predicted model, not a curated record